This is a messenger RNA of Salpingoeca rosetta, 756 nucleotides long. RefSeq lists its product as uncharacterized. The record is from RefSeq and is a predicted model, not a curated record. Gene Ontology annotation, biological process: apoptotic process; regulation of cell population proliferation; hippo signaling. Lineage: Eukaryota; Choanoflagellata; Craspedida; Salpingoecidae. Bases 1 to 756 code for a protein of 251 amino acids. The transcript is spliced from 8 exons. Gene Ontology annotation, molecular function: molecular adaptor activity; protein binding.
AUGGCUGAUCAGGGAGUAGCGGUCGGGCGCACACCGCCAUUGCCAUCCGCGUAUGCGAACAGCAACGCAUCCGCAUCAUCCCCCAGCAACCCACAACCACCUUCACUCAAGUACACGCUUCGCAACGGCACGCAAGUCACAUGCUCCGGUCCGGCCGAGUUUAUCGGCCCACUUGUCGACCAAGAUGACGGUCUCCCGCUUCCCCCAGGAUGGUCCGUUGGCCGCACGGAGGAAGGCGAUCGCUACUUCAUCGACCACAACACCAUGACAACGCACUGGACACACCCCUUCCUACUGGAUCCAGAGCUGCCUGCUGGCUGGGAGAACGUUCGCGAUCAAAAGGGCGCUGUCUAUCUCGAUCACUUUACAGGCAUCGCCACACGGCAGCACCCAAAGUCGCUUGGCCUGUCGUCACACACCCAGGAUGUGCUGCUCAAGGCAUGCAAACACACAGCGAUUAUGCGGCGCGCAGCGCCCAAGCCGCUCUCAGACGCGUACGAGCUCAACUACACUUGGCUGCAGGACUUUCUUGACGACCCAGAAGGAGUCGCGAGCACGGUGAACUGGGACGAUUUCUCUGCAAUGGACAUUGAUGACCUCAAGUUCUCGCUCGCCGUCGUUUGCGAACAGAAGUUCCUCAACAUGGACGUCAACAACAUCUCCUGCAUCCAGCACAACAUUGACAUGACGCGCAAGCUGCGGCGGGCGCGGGAGGUGCUGCUGCGCCACGGCACGCGGCACGUCUACCACCUCUGA